Cygnus olor (mute swan) is the source of this 1549-nucleotide messenger RNA. It is a transcript of the gene SAR1A, whose product is annotated as secretion associated Ras related GTPase 1A. Gene Ontology annotation, cellular component: COPII vesicle coat; endoplasmic reticulum exit site. Gene Ontology annotation, biological process: intracellular protein transport; endoplasmic reticulum to Golgi vesicle-mediated transport; membrane organization. The transcript has 7 exons. The record is from RefSeq and is a predicted model, not a curated record. Bases 145 to 741 code for a protein of 198 amino acids. Gene Ontology annotation, molecular function: GTPase activity; GTP binding. NCBI's taxonomy places the organism in Eukaryota, Metazoa, Chordata, Aves, Anseriformes, Anatidae.
GACGUCAAGCCCGAGGGCCGACGUGGGAGCCAGCGCGGCGGGCCGGAAGCGGGCGUGACGCCACUUCCGGCGGGGAGCUGGCGGCGGAGGAGGCGGCGGCGGCGGAGCGGGGCCGGGGGCGGCCGCAGGUGUCGGCCGGCAGCGAUGUCGUUCCUGCUCGAGUGGCUGUACAACGGCUUCAGCAGCGUGCUGCAGUUCCUGGGGCUGUACAAGAAGUCUGGCAAGCUCGUCUUCCUGGGCCUGGACAACGCCGGCAAAACCACCCUGCUGCACAUGCUCAAGGACGACCGGCUGGGCCAGCACGUCCCCACGCUGCACCCAACAUCAGAGGAGCUGACGAUUGCUGGAAUGACCUUCACGACUUUUGACCUGGGUGGGCACGAGCAAGCCCGCCGCGUGUGGAAGAACUACCUGCCGGCCAUCAACGGCAUCGUCUUCCUGGUGGACUGCGCCGACCACUCCCGGCUCAUGGAAUCCAAAGUUGAGCUGAACGCGCUCAUGACAGACGAAACAAUAUCCAACGUGCCAAUCCUCAUCCUGGGUAACAAAAUCGACAGACCAGAGGCCAUCAGCGAGGAGAAGCUGCGGGAGAUCUUCGGGCUUUACGGACAGACCACGGGAAAGGGAAACGUGCCACUGAAGGACCUGAACACGCGCCCCAUGGAGGUGUUCAUGUGCAGCGUGCUGAAGCGGCAGGGCUACGGCGAGGGCUUCCGCUGGCUAUCGCAGUACAUUGACUGACGCAGAGCGCGGGGCUCCUCCGGACUGAUCCCGUUCGUGGCUUCCCGCGGGCUUCCCGAGGCCGCGGCAAGCUUUCCAAACGCGUACUGGCAUUGACCGAGAGACUCCUGGCUGCACCCGCCCCGCCGCACAGUGGUGACACGCAGCUCUUUUCCCCUGCCCGGCGGGGAGGCGGCGCGGCCCCGCACGUCGUCCCUGCGGGAGCUCCCGGUCACAACGGGGCUGGCGGGGCCGGGGCGAUGCGCUGCCGCGCGCCGCGCCGCUGAAAAAGAGCGAGAUCUCACCACUGUGGUCAAUUGACUUAAAGAACAACACGGAAAACAAAGCAAUUAUAUUUUUUAAAGAAAUCGUUCACGUAAACGGCGUCCCUUCUAACUUUUUAGUUUAACAUUCAUCCUGUUUAGUCCAGAGUCCGUUUAGGGUUGUUUUUUUUGUUGUUUUUUUUUUUUUUUUUUAAUAUAUUUAACGAUAUUAUUUAGAUCUUUCGCAAAUUGCCGAACAAAGCAUCAUGGUAUUAGAAGUCCUCAACAAACCUAGCAUUCGGGCUGUGAGCCGAGGGCACCGUGGGGACGGCGGCCGAGCUGGCGCGAGGCACCGGGAUUUCAUUUCCAGCGGGGAGGCGAGAGCCGCGGAGCCGUUCUCGGUGCCCGUAGCAUGGAGGUGUCUGACAUUUGCAUAUCAUAAGGUGGUUAAUGUAGGCUUAAACAGGUUUCUUUUAUACUCUUCUUUUUUUUUUUUUUUUUUUGUCGGAAGUUUCAUGGCUGUCUAGCGCUCACGUUCAGUUCAAUAAAGACGUGUCUUUCUCCUC